AUGGCCGUGGCCUCUCCUCUUUUAGAGCAGUUCCUGAUGGUCAACUCUGGUAAUUUUCAAUACAACAUCGUUGACAAAGGUGUAGACGGUGAUAUGCUCUUUUACAAAGUUGCAUUUUUCCUCAUGGACCCCAAGGAGCCCAUCCCAGAGGCAAUCAUUUUUACCUUUUAUGAAGGCUCUAGCAAUGGAGAAAGCAACCUUCUGUUUGUUCCCGAAAAUUAUCACUACAAAUGUGACACGCGGUGCAUCGCCGAAGGGAAGUUUUCUGCCCUUUUGAUGUCACGCUUCAACCAGAAGUUGCGGGCCAAAGGCCUUACUUAG
Messenger RNA from Giardia duodenalis, 321 nucleotides. RefSeq lists its product as uncharacterized. The transcript has a single exon. The coding region runs from base 1 to 321 and encodes 106 amino acids. Lineage: Eukaryota; Fornicata; Diplomonadida; Hexamitidae. The record is from RefSeq and is a predicted model, not a curated record.